GACUAGUUCGAGGAUCUGCCGACAGAUGUCAGUGGAGUCUCUCUCGUGUUGUUGUAGCGUUGCAAGUGGGAUUCAGUCCCUCCUUCACCCUCCCCAAAAUGAAGCCUAUUAUGCUUCAAGGCCAUGAGCGUUCUAUAACACAAAUUAAGUUCAACCGUGAAGGAGAUUUGCUGUUUUCAGCAUCCAAAGAUCCAAAGCCAAAUUGCUGGUAUUCUAUCAAUGGAGAGCGACUGGGCACCUACGAUGGACACUCUGGUGCUGUGUGGUCCAUCGAUGUCAAGUGGGACUCAACUUUAUUUGUCACUGGGUCAGCUGAUCAGAGUAUGCGAAUCUGGGAUAUAGAGACGGGUACCUCCUUGAGCAACCUAGAGAUGAAGACAUCUGUCCGAGGCGUUAACUUCUCCUAUUCUGGUACCAUGAUCGCCUACACCACAGACAAGAUGAUGGGUCAUAACUCGGAACUGAAUAUCAUCGAUGUCCGAGAUCCAAAGGAUGUUGAUCCUACUCCAAUCAUGAAGACACAGGUUACUCCCAACAAUGCUAAAGCCUUGUCAGUCCUUUGGGGUCCUCUGGAUGAAUAUGUCAUCACUGGUCAUGAAGAUGGCUGCAUCAUCAAGUGGGACAUGCGUACAGGCAAGAAGAUUGAAAUUGGGCAGGAGCACACAAAACAGAUCAAAGACAUGCAGCUCAGCCAUGAUGGCCUGAUGCUCAUCACAGCCAGCAAGGACACCACCGCCCGCCUGUGGGACGUGGGCACACUAGAGUGCCUCAAGAUGUACAAGACAGACCGACCCGUCAAUUCAGCAGCAAUCACUCCGCUCUUGGACACCUAUCCCCAUGUGGUCUUGGGUGGUGGUCAGGAGGCCAUGGAUGUGACAACCACAUCCUCAAGGAUUGGCAAGUUCGAUGCUCGCUUCUUCCACCUUGUGUUUGAGGAAGAGUUUGCUCGUGUCAAGGGCCACUUCGGUCCCAUCAAUUCCAUAGCAUUUCAUCCGAAUGGCAAAGGGUAUGCAAGUGGUGGUGAGGACGGUUAUGUGCGUGUACAUGUAUUUGAUGAUGCUUAUUACCAGUUCAAGUUUGACUUUUAGAUCAUUCUUUAAAUUUUUGUGGUUAAUAUAAAUUCUUACCAGGUAUAUAAUCUCACUGAGAAGGGGAAUAAAUCAUAAAAAUAAGAAUAAGAAAGAAAAGGUAAAAAAUAUAUAUACGCAGUGACAUCAUAAAAUUGUUACUGGGAGGGUGAAGGUUGGAUUGCUCUACAACAACAACCCCCCCAAGGAAGUCUUCUUGAACUAGGUGGGGUAAAUCAAGGUCUGUCACAACAGCAUAUUUAGGUAUAAAAGCCUCAUCCUAUUCUCACACCUCGAUGAGGUCCUCUAUUGUACUACCAUUUCUGAAUAAAAGUAAUUUCAGAAGA
Molecule: messenger RNA, 1414 nt
Organism: Penaeus vannamei (Pacific white shrimp)
Lineage: Eukaryota; Metazoa; Arthropoda; Malacostraca; Decapoda; Penaeidae
Source: RefSeq, a predicted model, not a curated record